UCUUCGCCGUCCAUGGGUAUCUACUAAAGCUGUCUGCUACUCUCCUUGCGCCUCAAGUCGAGAUAUCACUGGAUUCUUUGGAUCAGCAAUGGCCGGCUCGCCAAACGCGCCUGGCGACGCGGAUCUCCAGGUUCUGUACGACGCGGUAUGGAAGGCGUAUGUCGAAGACCCGCAGGAGAGCUCGUCCGCGAGCAUCAAUGGGGAAGUAAGGGCUGCCUCGGUCUCCAGCAUCAACCACUCCAUCAACGGUGAACAGCGGGAACCUACCGCAUCGCCCUCACAGUCGCACGCAAGUGGCGGACGCAGUCGGAGACCUCUCCCUCCAACGCCUGGCUCUUCCUCAAGCGGUCCGCCUCCGAAGCCGCCUAUCAUGAAUUUCGAUAACGGGUCCAAAGCAAGCCACGAAUCGGCACCUCUACCCUACAUGAACGGGCGCGCAUCCCCCCGCUCAACGCUCACGCGCGGCCCCUCUGCUACUUCCAAUCAGUCGAUGCUGGCGAGCUCCCCUCUGGCCAAUACUCCAUCACCCUCGACGCUAUACGAUGUACCGGACGAACCUUCACCAUCGUACAUUGAUUCUAUAAGCGCUCCCCCUCCUCCCCCUGCUGUUGUUGCAGCAUACAAUCCCAUGCUAGAUUUGGCUCCGGGCGUAUCGGCGGAGACAAAUGAUGCAUACGCCCAGCUGGUCGCCACACCUGACAGUGUGCCUGCGAAUCUGCACACCCCUACUGCUGCCUACACGGGCGCUCCCGAUUAUGCUCACGAUAGUCAGCCAAUCGCAGGACCCAGUAACAUUCAGCGCGGGAACUCAACAACUUCCUACGGCACUCAGUCUCAAUACCAAUCUGACUACGCCGGUCCAUCCUCUGUCCCUGCUCCGUAUAGGCACGCAACCGUCGACCUCAACGAUAUCGCACAGUUUGACGGUGGCGUCAACGAGGAAGAGCUAUUCGAAGAAGACCUUGAGGACGAAGACGACAUCAGCUUGUUCGUCAACUUGUCUCUGCUUUCUCACUUGGCUAUGCGCCUGCGCGACAAGGUGCCGCGAGGCACGCACGUCAAGGGCAGCAUACCAUACCCGCGAGCAUUCACGGGCAAAGACAUUGUGUCAGCGAUUCAGUCGUCCAUUCAGCGGGAAUUGGCGAUUAACCAUGGCGUAUCGACAAGCGAUAGACGAAUAGCCUUGCAGGUCGCGCGCAGCCUCCAGAACCAGCUCUUCUUUUACGAGGUCGAGUGGGGAGGGCGCGAGUUGCAGGAUGGAGUGGAGGAUGUGUACAUGUUUCUCGACGAUGCCGAAGGUCCUUCGAGUGGUGGCCUUGAGCGCGCAGAGCUCCCGACAGGCGUCGUCACGAUGCUCACAAAGUGCUACUCACCGAGUUGCGGGGAAGAUACCCCUUGCUAUUGCUAUUCCUGUCCUCGGAAAGGGGCAGCCUUCACUGGUAUCGUGCCAGAGUCGACUACAAUGAGCACUGCAUCAUCAGAAUGGCCCAAUACGGUCGCGCCGGAGGUCCUUGCAUCAUUACCCGACAGCGAGAUCAACAGGCAGACCAUCAUCCACAAGCUGAUCAGCAAAGAAGAGCAAUAUGUUCACGACCUCGACACCGUCGACCGCGUCUUCAUCCGCCCUCUUCGCAAUGCCAACCCACCCGUUAUCCCCAAGCACGAAGUCGACGACUUCAUUGACGAUGUCUUCGGCAAUAUUCUCGACCUUCGAGAAUGCAACAGGCGCCUGCUCGAAGUCAUGUACGUCCGACAACGCGAGCAGGCCCCAGUGGUGCAGCGUAUAGGAGACAUCUUCCUUGAUGCAGCAACGGAGUUUCGACUGGCGUAUCCUAUAUAUGCCGGUCAUCAUCCGAUGGCAGAGAAGCGACUGAAGGAGGAGCUUGAGCAGAACGGCGCCUUCCGUCUGUGGAUAGAGGACCGUGAGCGACAAAUAGGGCGGGACAUCGAUGGUCCCAGGCUUGACCUCAAGCAUCUCCUCAACCGACCUGUCGAGCACUUGCAGAAGUAUCCUGUCCUCCUCGAGGCUAUCUGUCGGGAAACCGCGGAUGGGAACCCUGACGGCGAGUUCCUGAUGGAAUCCGUCAAGGCAAUUCGAAAACUGCAAGCCGUGGCGCAAUUGCGGUCCUUCCAGCUUGCCAUGGGCCGCGGCGUGACGGGCAAGUGGGAGUGGCAUGAUCUGGUGACGACCGAGUAUCGGAAGUCAUUGACGAAGGACGAAGCCAAGCGACAAGCCAUUAUCUUUGAGCUCAUAAAGGGCGAGAUGGCAUAUGUGCGCGACCUGGAGAACAUCGAGCACAUGUACAUCCGCCCCCUUCGCGAGGCCGACCCACCAAUCAUCCCCCCAGAGCGUCUGAACCAGUUCAUCCAGGAUGUCUUUCACAACUACUCGGAGCUCCUGUACCACCAUCGUCGACUCAUGGAGCAUAUGCACGAGGUGCAGCGCGACGAGCAUCCUCGCAUUCGCAGCAUCACUGCAUGCGUCUUCGACGCGGUGCUCAACUUCCGGGAAGCGUACAUUGAGUAUAUUCCCAACUAUCCCAUUGCGGCGUACCGCAUCGACGACGAGAUGGCAAACAACCACAACUUCAAGGCUUUCGUGGAGGCAAGCAUACGGCACCCUGAGUCGCACAGGUUGGACAUGAAGAACUUCAUCAACCGGCCGAUUCCUCGUUUGCUCCGCUACGAGCUUCUGCUGAAGAACAUCCUGGACGAGACUCCGCCCGGGCAUCCCGACAGAAACGACAUUCCUCAGGUCCUCGAACUCAUAAAGGCUUUGGGGAAGGAGACCGAGCCGGGUGUUAUGUCGGCAAAGCAGAAGGUCGAGCUCUGGCGGUAUGCAAACAACCUGGUAUUCAAGCCCGGUGAAGCAGUGGAUAUGGAUCUAAAGGAUGAUAACCGGUCGCUCAUCCAUUGCGGCAAACUUCUUCGCCAGCCAGAUAGUAGUAUACCGGGAAACAACUGGACAGAGUUGUUUGUCCUCGUCUUCGACAACUACAUGGUCAUGACCAGGCCGAAGGAGUCUAAGGAGAAAGAGGGAAUGACAAAGUAUCACGUCAACCGCAGGCCCAUCCCCCUCGACCUAAUGACCCUCGUCAACUUCACCGAUCCCCCCACUCAACGCAGCACCGGCCUCCUCCGCAACCUCCGCGGCGGCGGUGGCACCCACGCCACCGACCCCGCCGUCGUCCCAAGCGCGCACCGCGGCUCCGACGCCACCGACUCCCGCUCCGUCUUCCCCUUCACCAUCCACUACAAUGGUCGCCUCGGCGGUACGCUCAUCCUUUACGCCGAGUCGCAGCAGGCGCGCCAGGAGUGGAGGCAGGUGCUGGAGGAGGCGCUCGGCUUGAGGGCGGUGGUGCAGGAGUCGAACAAGGUGUUCGAGAUUGAGACGUUGAGCACGGAUACGUUUUUGGUCCCCUCGUUGAUCUCGUCGGCAUCACCGGCGUGGAAUCAUGAGGCGUCAUUGACGGGGAAGGUGACCUGUUCGGUGCCGUUCAACACCCUUGAUAAUCGCGCGCUAGUCGCAAUCGGCUGUGAGGAGGGCGUGUGGAUCGGUUAUCGGCAUGAUUCCAAGUCCAUGCGACGUGUACUUCACUUAAAGAUGGUCUCGCAGAUGGCGAUGCUGGAAGACUUCGGACUGUUCCUGGUUUGCGCUGAUAGGUCGCUAUUCGCAUACCACAUCGAGGCAUUGGUGCCCUCCUCUCCCCACAGCUCCAACGCCUCGCAAACACCCCAGAAGCUCAACGGCAGCCGCGAAGUCUCCUUCUUCAGCGUCGGCAUGCUCCACAACCGCACUCUCGUCGUCUACGUCAAGCGCAAAGGCGUGAACAGCAGCAACUUCUACAUCCUCGAGCCCGUCAUCGAGCGCAUCAACGAGAAGGCGAAGACCGCGGCGCCGACGAACUUUGGCAACCUCCUGGGUCGCAAGACGCAGAAGAUGGACUGGUUCCGGUCCUAUCGCGACUUCUCGAUCCCCGCGGAGGCGUACGAUCUUAUAUUCCUGAAAGCGAGGAUUGCGAUCUUGUGCUCGAAGGGCUUUGAGAUUAUGGAUAUCAUCAAUGACUUGAGCAGCGUGUCUAUCCCUGCUCGUGAUGACAUGCGGUUGGCGAACCUGACCAGGCGACUCGACUCGUGCAAACCGAUGGGCAUGUUCCGCUGCACGGACGACGAGUUCUUGCUUUGCUAUGACGAGUUCGGCAUCCACGUCAACAAGCACGGCCAACCAAGCCGCACAAGCAAUUCCAUCGAGUGGGAGGGAACCGCCGAGCGCGUGGCCUUCCAUCCACCGUACAUCCUGCUCUUCGACACGCGCUUCAUCGAGAUACGCCACGUUCAGACCGGCCUUCUCGCGCAGGUCAUCCCAGGGAACGACAUGCACUGUAUCUGGGACGGGCGAGGGCUCAACGCGAGCCACUACCCCAUGCCCGUCGACGGGACCGACAACAUGGUGCAGGAGGCGCGCGUCCACGGUGUCAUGAAAGCGCCGGAACCUCCCUCCUCCCAAGGCGGUUUCCGAUCAAGCAGGCCUGUCGCCCAGCAUGUGUUCGAGCUGAUACCUACCAUCCCACUAUACCUACCCGGCUCGCUGGCGUCGCCGAGCACACCCGUUUACUAUCCACAGUCCUUCUCUCCACCUCGUUCGCCUCCACUCCAACCAUACAGGGGGUGAUUGGGGUGCACUACAUAUUGGCUUUGCUCUGCUGGUUCGAGGGGUAUUUACCUAUUAUUAUUACUUGCAUUCUGUACGCACUCUUCUCUGUAGCAACAUUGCUUUGCAUUGCUUUCCUAUUGACAGUCACCUCGGUGCGAGCUGGCGGAC
This is a messenger RNA of Schizophyllum commune H4-8, 4822 nucleotides long. RefSeq lists its product as uncharacterized. Gene Ontology annotation, molecular function: guanyl-nucleotide exchange factor activity. The coding region runs from base 89 to 4672 and encodes 1527 amino acids. Gene Ontology annotation, biological process: intracellular signal transduction. The record is from RefSeq and is a predicted model, not a curated record. Lineage: Eukaryota; Fungi; Basidiomycota; Agaricomycetes; Agaricales; Schizophyllaceae. The transcript has 17 exons.